This is a messenger RNA of Diorhabda sublineata, 852 nucleotides long. RefSeq lists its product as uncharacterized. The transcript is spliced from 5 exons. Lineage: Eukaryota; Metazoa; Arthropoda; Insecta; Coleoptera; Chrysomelidae. The coding region runs from base 1 to 852 and encodes 283 amino acids. The record is from RefSeq and is a predicted model, not a curated record.
AUGUCUCCAGAAAUGUUGAAGAAAAUCCACAAAGCGGUACUGGGUGAUCGUCGACUAAAAGUGCGUGAGCUAGCAGAUGUAGUAGACAUUUCAAAACGAGCCGUUUAUCACAUAUUAACUGGAAAAUUGGACAUGAGGAUACACAGUAGCAAUAGCUUAAAAGGGAUGCGGCUGAACGUUCCCCGUGCUGUACGAGUGGGUCAUUCAGUAACUCUUGGUUGUGAAUACGACUUGGAAGGCUCUCCACUUUAUUCAGUGAAGUGGUAUAGAAACAAUGGAGAGUUUUAUAGAUACGUACCAAAAGAAGAACCACCAACCAGGGUAUUUCCUUUACCAGGACUACAUGUGGACGUGAGUGUGUCUAACGCACAUAACGUGACUCUGAUGUCGGUAGGACGAAACAUCUCGGGUCUAUUUCAGUGCGAAGUGUCCGCUGACGCGCCGCUUUUCCACACCCAAAUGAUGUCAGCUAUGAUGACAGUCGCUGUUGUUCCUGUGGGUGUGCCAACAGUUAGUGUAGAUAAAGCAGGUUUAGAACAUGGAAGACCCUUAAUAGCAGAUUGCCAUGCCCCUCCAUCAUACCCUGCCACAAACAUCACUCUCUACGUCAAUGACGAAAGGGUACCUGCAUAUACUUCCGAGUGGAUAACUUCAGUAGAAGAUCAAUUAGAAAAGAAAACAGGGAGAUUAGAAUUAUCUGGUGUUGGUGGAAGCUGGGGUACACUGAGGCUUCGUUGCGAAGCUACUCUUUUUAGGUUAUAUCGUGCCAACAGUCUGGAAGUGGAAGUCCGACCAGAUACACCACAACCAGCUUCAGUACUCCUCAUGGGACCAAAUAGUAGAGGUAAAUAG